Phasianus colchicus (ring-necked pheasant) is the source of this 2856-nucleotide messenger RNA. NCBI's taxonomy places the organism in Eukaryota, Metazoa, Chordata, Aves, Galliformes, Phasianidae. The record is from RefSeq and is a predicted model, not a curated record.
GACGGGGCCUCACGAGAGCAGAGCAGAGAGGGACGAUCACCUCCCUGUCCCUGCUGCCACCCCUCAGUUGUGCUGUUGACACCGCUGGCUCCUGGUCCUCCUGCUGCCCACCAGGACCCCCAGGUCCUUUUCUUCUGCUCUCCAGCAGCUCAGUCCCCAACCUGUACUGCAUGGUGCUGUCCGUGCCCACCUGCAAUACUCCAUGCUGCAAUUAUUUCAGUGUCUCCCUCCCCACCUCUCCAGCCCAGGGCUCAAUGGGUGGCAGCACGGCCCUCUGCUGUGUCAGCCGCUGCUCCCAGCUUUGUGCCAUCAGCAAACUUAGUGACCGUGCACUCCGUUCCCUCGUCCAACUCACUGAUGGGGAUCUGGAACGGCACGGAUCACCAAGGGGCUCCUUUGGAUCCAGGUUUCCGACCAGACUCCGUCCCGCUGACCACAGCUCCCUGCUUCUCCCAUUCAGCCACUUCACAGCCCGCUUCCCUGCCCGACCCUCCAGACCACACUCCCUCAGUUCAGCUGUGAGAGUGCUGUGGGAGACGGUGCCAAAUGCUUUACUGAGAUAAAGAUCCACCACAUCCACUGCUUGUAUGGGGACAGCUGCUCUGUGCUGUCCCUGCUCUUUUGUGCUGUCCCGUUGCCGUGCUGUCCCAUUGCUUUGCAUUGUUCCCUCCUUGCAGUGUCCCACCCCUGCAGUGUCCCAUCCAUGCAAUGUCCCAUCCCUGUGCUGUCCCCUCUCUGCUGCAUUGUCCCCUCCUUGCAGUGUCCCACCCCUGCAGUGUCCCAUCCCUGUGCUGUCCCCUUUCUGUUGCAUUGUCCCCUCCCUGCAUUGUCCCCUCCCUGCCAUGUCCCAUCCCUGUGCUGUCCCCUCUGUGCUGCAGUGUCCCAUCCCUGCUAUGUCCCAUCCCUGUGCUGUCCCCUCUCUGCAUUGUCCCAUCCCUGCAUCACCCCUUCCCUGCGCUGUCUCCUCUCUCCCUCAUUCCCUCUCUGCUGCAUCGUCCCAUCCCUGCGUUGUCCAUCCCAUCUCUCUGUCAUCCCCUCUCUGCUGCCUCAUCCCUUCUCUGCGUUGUCCCCUCUGUAUCAUCCCACCUCCACACUGUCCCGUCUCUCAUGACCCUUCUCUUCCCCCAGCCUCCUCAGCCAGCACUGUGCCCACGUCCCACACUUCAUCCCCGGCGACGGCGGCCGGAGCCAGCGCUGCGGAUCAGGAUGCAGAGGAUGCUUUGGCUGCAGAGCUUUCCAACAAAGAGGACCUGGCCCUGCAGCUGGCCCUGGCCAUCCAGCACGGCGACGAGGAGGCGGCCGCACGCUGUGCUGUAGCCCUGGCCCAGCAGCAAGCCACGCUGAACAUCUUGCUGAAGGAGUCCAAUUAUCCCGAGGAUGAAAUCUGCAUGAACGUCGGUGUGGAGGACGCGACCUCGUCGGCCAGCAUCACACUCCUGGUGCAGCCCCACACCACCAUCGCGGCACUGAAGCAGCAGGUGUUCCAGGACUACGGUUUCCACCCCCUGGUCCAGAGGUGGAUCAUCGGGCAGUGCCUGUGCGUGGAUGAGCGCACGGUUUGGUCGUACGGCGUCCGGCGCGACGGCGACGCGGCCUUCCUGUACCUGCUGUCGGCCAAAGGCGCCGAGCUGACGCGGCAGCGCUACGACGAGGAGCAGGCAAAGCUCCUCCUCGCCUCCAUCGCUUCCGUGGGGGACGGAGCCCAGGAGCGGCGGAAGUACGGCACGGUGCCCAGCGCCACGGGGAGGAGAGCCAACAGGCAGAUGGACGUUGGUGAGAUCAGCCACCACCUGGACACCAUGCAGAUCGGUGACAUUUUCAGCCACCAGACGGCGUCCGCCGCCACUUCUCUGCCCUCACCGGUGCCGGCGGGUUGGUCGUGUCCCAAGUGCACCUUCAUCAACAAACCCACGCGGCCGGGCUGUGAGAUGUGCAGCACCGACCGCCCGCCCGACUACGUGAUCCCCGGCGGCUACGAACCGGAUGAGACGGAGCUGUGGAGGAUGCAGCAGGAGCAGGAGGGGAUGCUGCAGUACCAGCAGACGCUGGAGGCGGAACGGCUGCAGAACUUCCAACAGCUCCUGCAGUUGGAGCAGGAGGUGUUGGUGCCCAACCAGGAGGGGAUGGAAUGCCGAAUCUGCUACCAACACGUCCCCCCGGGGCAGGGGGUGCUGCUGCGGGAAUGCCUGCACAACUUCUGCCGGGACUGCCUGCGCCAGGUGAUCAACUACAGCGAGGAGCCGGCGGUGUCGUGUCCAUACCGCGAUGAUUCCUACGCCUGCAGCAGCCACCUCCAGGAGCGCGAGAUCCGCGCGUUGGUGUCACCAGAGGAGUACCGGCGCUUCCUGGAGCGCAGUUUGGUGCUGGCCGAGCGCCGCACGCAGAACAGCUUCCACUGCAAGACGCCGGAUUGCCGCGGCUGGUGCAUCUACGAGGAUUCGGUCAACGAGUUCCGCUGCCCCAUCUGCCAGGCCCUCAACUGCCUCCUAUGCAAAGCCAUCCAUGAGAGCCGGAACUGCCGGCAGUACCAGGACGACCUGCGGCUGCGGGCGCACAACGACGCGGCUGCACGACAGACCAACGAUAUGCUGCAGACGCUGGUGCAGCUGGGCGAGGCCAUGCAGUGCCCCACGUGCCGCAUCGUGGUGCAGAAGAAGGACGGCUGCGAUUGGAUCCGCUGCACCGUGUGCCACACCGAGAUCUGCUGGGUCACCAAAGGGCCGCGCUGGGGGCCGGGGGGUCCCGGGGACACGAGCGGCGGCUGCCGCUGCAACGUGGACGGGCAGCGCUGCCACCCGCAGUGCCAGAACUGCCACUGAGCUCCACCGACACACGGAUUUUGGGGGGGGAGAUGGG